Messenger RNA from Angiostrongylus costaricensis, 612 nucleotides. The record is from the annotation of a GenBank genome assembly. NCBI's taxonomy places the organism in Eukaryota, Metazoa, Nematoda, Chromadorea, Rhabditida, Metastrongylidae.
AUGGGUAAUCAGUAUGUAAAGCCGGAAAGGCAGGGUAACUCACCCUAUACUCGAUCUGGCAUACCGCCCCCUGCAACAGUGAAGAAAUCUGGAUCGGACAAGCCGAGCCAUCGCCUUAACGAUCCUAUGUCUUUGGAAUUGCACAUGGCGGACGAGCGUGUUAGGGCCGCUGGGCUUAGUCCAGCAGAAAGAGAGUGGCGAAUGAAGUGGCUUAAGGACCAGCAUCUUCACCCUGACGAGCCGAUUGUAGUUGAUGCUGUUCACCGUCAGCUGAAUCCCAUUCGCAUACUGUACAGGUGGCCAUGGGACAAAUUGUAUCUUCAUUUUCUAAAGCCAACUUUCGGCGUGUACUAUGGGACUGCUAUUCGUGUUCUUGUACCUAAAAUAUUUAUGAUGUUCCUUGCUCUAGAGACAGGCUAUUACUAUUGGAAAUAUGAGGUUAAGACCAUGCCGUUAAGGGAAAUUAUCGUUAAUAAAGACGAAAUUGACAAAGCUUAUCCUGGAUUGAGGGAAAAAGCACUGGUCGACCCCGCAAGGCAUCGUUAUCUGAGUCCGACCUUUGAUAAGAGGACAUCUUAUUUGGAUGUGGGAACAACACAGCGGCCAUGGUGA